This is a messenger RNA of Microthlaspi erraticum, 420 nucleotides long. NCBI's taxonomy places the organism in Eukaryota, Viridiplantae, Streptophyta, Magnoliopsida, Brassicales, Brassicaceae. The record is from the annotation of a GenBank genome assembly.
AUGUUCGUUGGUUUCUCGUCCGCCACCGGUACUAUUAUAUCGUCGGAUCAUUUUGUUCUUGGGUGGAGUUUCCAGGUGAAGGGAAAGCUCCACCGUUGGCAUUAUCGAACUUCCGAACUUCCGAAUUCCGAGGUUGGGCCCACGAAACUACAGAGGUUCUACAAGAACGGGAUGCCGUUAAUUGCCCUCUUGUUGAUUCCGGUCUUGUUUGUUUUCUUCCUCGUGCGAUUCAUUGUGAGGAGGAGGAGGAAGUUCGCCGAGGAGAUGAAGAUUGGGAAACAGAGUUCGCCAAGAUUCGAUGAAGUUCAAGGACUUGUACUACGCCACCAAAGGGUUCAAGGAGAAGGGCCUUCUCGGAUCGGGCGGGUUUGGGAGUUUACAAAGGUGUCAUGCCAAGACAAAGAAGAAGAUCGCCGUUAA